Neoarthrinium moseri is the source of this 468-nucleotide messenger RNA. RefSeq lists its product as uncharacterized. The record is from RefSeq and is a predicted model, not a curated record. Bases 1 to 468 code for a protein of 155 amino acids. NCBI's taxonomy places the organism in Eukaryota, Fungi, Ascomycota, Sordariomycetes, Amphisphaeriales, Apiosporaceae. The transcript has a single exon.
AUGGAGAGCCGCAGUGAAGUCAGCGAGAGUGCCCACAAGGAGGCGAGUUCAGUCCAAAAGACCACCGAAAGCCAGUCCGCGGGCCAUACGCAAGAAGAUGGACCAGGAUUCAGCCCAUCAUGCCAGGUAAGUGGCAAGUGCCAAGAAGCAGAGGGCAAAGGCUCUGAGCAACGUGGUCCAAGAAGCGCAGGACGCCGUGGUAGUCCCGCCACGCAGGAACAUUUCCGUACCCUUCAAGACCUAGAAGGCGGCAUCGUGGCCGGAGAGCAGGAUUGCGAGGCCAGCCGACCUUCAGGUGAUGGGGAUGCUGUGCCAGGCGACAAAGUCGGGAUAUGGGAGCAUGAGACGGCCCAGGUACAUCAGAAGGGUGCCAACUCUGAGCGAGAUUGGAUGGAGGAGACCGAGGAGUUGGAGGCGACGAUCGGAUCGCCCAGCAACACGAGGUACUAUCGCACUGAGACGAAAUAA